UUGUUUUGCUGUGAUUGGUCUGUGUUUAGUCAAGCAGCUAAACUGAAAGAAGAGGGAAGUUUUUGGCUUCCUGACCCUGAAUAGAGCAACAGAGUGUGGUGAUUGCGCGUACAGACAGUCUUUCAGCUGAAGUUUGAGGCCUGCACCUUUAUCUCCAGAAAUGGCAAAGAUAAGCCUUCUGACUGCAUCCCUAGUUUUGCUAAACCUUGCAGUAUUCCUUGGGCAGCAAUACCCCUUCAUGGACCCAUCACUGCCAUGGGAUAAACGAGUUACGGAUCUGAUUUCGCGGCUGACUCUUGAAGAGAUGGUUCUUCAGAUAUCUAGGGGUGGAGUACAGCAGAAUGGACCCGCACCUCCCAUCCCACGGCUAGGAGUGAAACCCUAUUCAUGGAACACAGAAUGCCUAAGAGGUGAUGCCCAGGCACCUGGUUGGGCCACAUCCUUUCCACAAGCCCUGGGAUUGGCUGCAACUUUCAGUCCUCAGUUGGUGGCUCGUGUGGCUAAUGCCACUGCUACUGAAGUAAGAGCCAAACACAACUACUUCAUGUCUGUCGGAAAUUAUGAUGACCACACUGGACUUAGUUGCUUCAGCCCUGUGAUAAAUAUCAUGAGGCACCCUUUGUGGGGGAGAAAUCAGGAAACCUAUGGUGAAGAUCCCUAUUUAACUGGUCUUCUAGCCACAGCCUUUGUUAAGGGACUUCAGGGAGACCAUCCUCGGUAUAUUAAAGCUAAUGCAGGCUGCAAACACUUUGCUGCCCAUGGUGGCCCAGAAAAUGUUCCUGUUUCCAGAUUCAGCUUUGAUGCCAAGGUAGAGGAGAGAGAUCUGCAGAUGACUUUUCUGCCACAGUUUCAUGAGUGUGUUCAAGCUGGCACCUAUAGCAUCAUGUGUAGCUAUAACAGGGUGAAUGGGGUCCCUGCCUGUGCCAACAAAAGGCUUCUUACAGACAUACUUCGCACAGAAUGGGGUUUCAAUGGUUAUGUAGUGAGUGAUGAAGGUGCUAUUGAAUAUAUAAUGGAAAAACACAAGUAUACAAGCAGCUUCUUGGAAACAGCAGUGGAGGCUCUAAAUUCUGGAUGCAACCUGGAGCUGUCCAUCAAUCUAGCAGAUAAUGUUUUCAUGAAAGUCCAGGAUGCUGUGAAGUUUGGCAACAUCACCAUAGAGACCUUAAAGGAGCGGCUUUACCCACUGUUUUACACCCGCAUGCGUUUAGGAGAGUUUGAUCCACCCGAGAUGAAUCCUUACAGCUCGCUGGAUCUCCGUUCUGUUCAGAGCAAAGAACAUCGAGAUCUUGCAUUGGAAGCUGCUAUCAAGAGUUUUGUGUUGUUAAAAAACACCAGAAACACUUUGCCACUAAGUCUGCAGUCAAUCACAGGAAAGAAAAUUGGGAUUAUUGGCCCUUUUGCUGAUGAUCCUAUGGGUCUUUUUGGAGAUUAUGAACCCCAUCCUGACUCUCAAUAUAUAUCCACUCCCAGGGGUGGCAUAACAAUGCUUCCAGUACAAGUGAGCUUUGCUGCAGGAUGCAGUGAUGCGCGGUGUGAAAAGUACUCUCCUGAAGAGAUAAAGCAGUUGGUGAAGUCUGUAGAUAUAACAGUUGUGUGUCUUGGUACAGGUAUUACUGUAGAGACAGAGGGAAGUGAUCGGCAAGACCUCUCAUUGCCUGGCCACCAGGCCGAUCUUCUAAAGGAUGCUGUGACAUCAGCUGCAGGUCAUCCAGUCAUUCUGCUGCUAUUUAAUGCUGGUCCUCUGGAUGUUUCCUGGGCAAAGAGCAAUGAUGGGGUUCAUGCCAUACUUGAGUGCUUCUUCCCUGCACAGGCUGCAGGCAUUGCCAUUGCAAAGCUGCUGGUAGGCGCUGAUGGUGUGAGCCCCGCAGGCAGACUGCCAGCAACAUGGCCAUCUGGGAUGGAACAGGUGCCUCCGAUGGAGAAUUACACAAUGCAGGGAAGAACAUACCGCUAUUAUGGGAAUCAGAUGCCACUCUAUCCUUUUGGAUAUGGGCUUUCCUAUACCAAUUUUCAUUACAGUGAACUCAUAAUGAACAGUUCCCUGGGCACAUGUGACAUACUUCACUUGUCUGUGCAAGUGCAGAAUAAUGGCAGCAGAGCUGGGGAGGAGGUGGUACAAGUGUACAUUAGCUGGGUUUUUGCCUCUGUUCCUGUUCCUGGUUGGCAACUUGUGGGAACGGAAAAGGUGACCAUUCCAGCUGCUGCUUCUGUGAAGGUCUCAUUUUCUAUCCUUCCAAAACAGAGAGCGGUUUGGACUGACCUAUGGAUGCUUGAGCCUAUGGUUUUUCAACUCUAUGUUGGUGGACAGCAGCCUUUUCAAGACACGCAAGCCCCAUCCAACAUUCUUCAAGGCAGCUUCAUUGUGGUAGGGCUGCCCCAGCCCCUCAGCACUUGCUAAAUUGGAUUUUCAACAGCCUUGUGCCAAAAUGUAUUGCUUUCCUUGCUUGAGCACACACUCCUAGGGUGGUUCCUUUGACAAGCCUACAUAUUUGCUUACUUUCUAAUUGUCUUUAGUUUAUAUUAAAAUACUUCAGGAACAUUCAAGAGAUGACUGUUUAGCUUGGUAGCUUGUUUGUUAUUGACCAUAAGAAAUACACAUUACUUUAUUACCUUUCACACAGACUAAGGACUUCCAAAAAAACAGAAUAAUAGAUGUUAAGAGUGCCACCAAAGUUUUUUGCAAAGUAAUUACUGCGUGGCUAAGAAACUGCAUGUCAAUAAAAGGACUGCACUAGCUGCAUACUGAAAAAUAAAGUAUGAGCUGCAUUCGUUGAGAAA
Molecule: messenger RNA, 2781 nt
Organism: Xenopus tropicalis (tropical clawed frog)
Lineage: Eukaryota; Metazoa; Chordata; Amphibia; Anura; Pipidae
Product: probable beta-D-xylosidase 5
Exons: 15
Coding region: 161-2401 (746 amino acids)
Biological process (GO): xylan catabolic process; carbohydrate metabolic process
Molecular function (GO): hydrolase activity, hydrolyzing O-glycosyl compounds; xylan 1,4-beta-xylosidase activity
Source: RefSeq, a predicted model, not a curated record